This is a messenger RNA of Anguilla anguilla (European eel), 4499 nucleotides long. RefSeq names its product dual-specificity tyrosine-(Y)-phosphorylation regulated kinase 4 (gene dyrk4). Gene Ontology annotation, molecular function: protein serine/threonine/tyrosine kinase activity; ATP binding; protein serine/threonine kinase activity. The coding region runs from base 531 to 2405 and encodes 624 amino acids. The record is from RefSeq and is a predicted model, not a curated record. The transcript is spliced from 14 exons. NCBI's taxonomy places the organism in Eukaryota, Metazoa, Chordata, Actinopteri, Anguilliformes, Anguillidae. Gene Ontology annotation, biological process: peptidyl-threonine phosphorylation; peptidyl-serine phosphorylation. Gene Ontology annotation, cellular component: nucleus.
CACAUAUCACAUGUUUGCGCGUUGGUGCUGGAGCUCUUGGAUUUUCCUAGGAGCGUCAGUUUACAGUUGACGAUAGGUGACGGGACCAAAACAAAUCUAUAUUGGGAGUCCCAGCUGUCAAACGCGAAAACCUAAACAGGUGGCUUCUCUGGAUACGUAGCCUACGCGUCAAGGCGAAUACACUAACAGCUUGCCCCGUCUACUUAAUCUCCUGCUGACGACAGUUUUUCUGAACCUAUAGCCCAGAAUUGCAGCAAAGAGUGCAGCGCUGUCUUGAGCCGCAGAUAAGCUGGACUGUUUUGUUUUCCCAAACUAACAGCAGCUUCUUCCGUUGAACACCUUCUGCUGACACCUAAGUGAUUUGCGAAGAGGACCGAAGGCAGAACACGAAGCCCACGCUGUCGGAGGAGUCUCUUGUGAUGCGCUCGAGCAGAGCGUUCACCUGGAUUUCGUAGUUGUGGAACUUCGCGUACAAUGCGUACAGCAUAUUAACACUGGAAUGGUAAAGAGAGCACCGAUAUCAUAACGACAUGUUUCCUGAAAUUAAUACAAAGUCAACGAGACCUGAUGUCUUCCCCCACCCUCAGAGAUUUCCAACUGAUGGCAACAGGCUGGGAUCCAGCAGGCCCUAUCAGCAGAAGUUUGGCACAGGCGUAGGCACGCUUCCCCAGCUGGAAGCGCCCGUCAAGCAGGUGGCGGUCAGCAAUGCCAAGGGCCAGCACCAGUCCGACAGCAUCCUGCCCCACAUCACCAACAAGGGGACACAGAACAGCCACCAAACGCAGCAGGAGGAGAGGCCGAGGGUCUCUCAGUUCCACACACGGUUCAGCACCUCCACGGAGAACCUGUCUGAAUCCAAUAGCACUAAGAGCCUCUCCAACAAGCUGGAGAAGGAGAAAUCCUUUGAGGGUCUGAGGCUGCCCAUGUCACCCACAGAGGUUCUGCAGAAUUUCCAGGAGCGGCUGACCGAGUUCGAGCAGGAGGAGAUCAUGGAUUACUCUGAGAUCUGGUACCUGGGCCUGGACUCUAAGAAGAUCGAGGGAACCCAGGGGACUCCCCAGAACUGUGGCUAUGACGACGAGCAUGGCAGCUACAUCAAGGUCCUGCACGACCACAUUGGCUAUCGCUUUGAGGUGCUAGAGGUGAUUGGAAAAGGAUCAUUUGGACAAGUCCUGAAAUGUCUGGAUCACAAGACCAAUGAGCUGGUGGCCAUAAAGGUCAUUCGCAACAAGAAAAGGUUUCACCACCAAGCGCUUGUGGAGCUGAAAAUCCUGGAUGCGAUCAGGAGGAAGGACCGAGACAACUGCCACAACGUUAUCCACAUGAAGGAGCACUUCUACUUCCGAAACCACCUCUGUAUCUCCUUCGAGCUCCUGGGAGUGAACCUGUAUGAGCUGAUCAAGAAGAACAACUUCCAGGGGUUCAGCGUGGGACUGAUCCGCCGCUUCGCCCACGCGCUGCUCAAGUGCUUACAGAUGCUGCACCGGGAGAAGAUCAUCCACUGCGACCUCAAACCGGAGAACAUCCUUCUGGCACAAAAGGGUCAAGGGAGCAUCAAAGUGGUUGACUUUGGGUCCAGCUGUUAUGAGCAACAGAGAGUGUACACCUACAUCCAGAGUCGUUUCUACCGCUCUCCAGAGGUGAUACUGGGCCAUCCCUACAGCAUGGCCAUCGAUAUGUGGAGUCUGGGCUGCAUCUUGGCUGAGCUCUACACGGGCUACCCCCUCUUCCCAGGAGAGAGCGAGGUGGAACAGAUCGCUUGCAUAAUGGAGCUGCUGGGAUUGCCCCCAAAUGAGUUCAUCCAGACAGCGUCAAGAAAGAGGCUGUUUUUCGAUUCCAAGGGCAACCCUCGGAAUAUCACAAACAGCAAAGGGAGGAAACGACGUCCCAACUCCAAAGACAUGGCCAGCGUGUUAAAGACAAGCGACCCCCAGUUUCUGGACUUCCUCAAGCACUGCCUCACGUGGGACCCCGCCAAGCGCAUGACCCCCGAUGAGGCCAUGCAGCACCAGUGGAUUCAGGAUCUUCGGCUCUACAAGGCCCGCCCCAAAACCCGUCCCGUGAGGAAGCCGGGCGAGAACUCGAUCAGCACGGAGAGCAACAGCGAGCACGCGGUGCGCAAAGCGGCCAAUAACAGGACAGCCGAGAAGGCGGUGUCUGACGGACUUGACAAGACCAAGAGAGAGAAUUCUGGGAAGGGGGGCAAGAUCACCGCUGCGGAACGCCUGCGGCCCAUCGGGGCGUCCGCGGAGGAGGAGACGCGGGAGGGCGGGGCCAGGGACGUUAGCGAGAAGCCAGACGCCGGGGGGGAGAGGCCGGUCCACAUCAUCAUCAAACCCCAGCUGGAGCCGGACACCGACGCGGCAGGCCAGGAGCAGGCUCAGUGCCUGCCCCCCAUCAUGUGACAGCCGGGGGCGUGGCCACGCUGCAGCACUGGCACACAGGGAAAUCUGAACAGCACCCUCAGCGGUCAGAAAUAACACACAGGGGGGCGUGGUUUAGUGGCUUCAUAUUUUGUGGGGUUUGGCCAUCCGAUUUGGGUUUAUUUUUAUCAAGGAGAGAUUAAACCAAUAAAACUCUGCAGCAGACAUGAUUAAGUUUACUGCAGGGAGUUGGCUGGCGGAUUCUAACGUGAUAACACAGCAGAAAUCACUCACAUAUUUUCUGUCUCCUGUUGCAUUUCAGUUUAUAUUGAUUUUGUAUUAAGUAGUUUUGGUCUAAAUCUGAUCUGCUGGCAGUCAUGUAAAAAAGUGUGAACACUGCUUAUAUUUUUCUCUAGAACACACACACACACACACAUAUAUAUAUAUAUCUCUAUAUAUAUAUAUAUAUAUAUAGAGAGAGAGAGAGUUAGGGAGAGAGGUUAAAAUGACUUCUUAGAGUAGGAGCGCAAGACAACGUCUGUCACUGUCUGCUGAUAAAGCUUUUGACAGUUUUUGUAUAAUCUAUAUAUUGAAAAAAUAUCUAUUUAUACAUGCUUUUAAAUAGUAAAUAUCUGAUUGUAACCAAUCAGAAAACAGCAUUUGAAGCUGUAGCCUACAUGUGCAUGCUUUUCACACAUGCUCUUUUGAUUUGUAGGAGGGAACCUCUGCCCUCUAGUGGUAGCAGUAGAGAAGUUCUAUAUUGGGAUGGAAGUUUGAAUUGUAAGAGACUGGUCAUAUUCAUUCUACAUCAAAAACGCUGUAUCGACUCUGUCAAACAGGAAAACUCUGACCCCAUGACAUCCAUGUGUAGCUAUUUUAAUUUUUUCAGCAUUUUUAUUUUUAUGAAAAUCACAAACUCCCCUGUCUGCACAAAGAUGGACUGUUGUGAGCCGAUUGUACAGCUCUAAUUUGCUGUUCAUAUUAUAUGGUUUAGAAGUGUAUUUUGAAUACUUAUGUCUAAUUAGCUACAGGGUUAUUAGCUACAGUUCAAUGACAUGUUCACAGCAAACACAGAGCCAAAUGAACCGGUCUCAAGACUUGGUUUACAUUUGUUAGUUAAUCUGUUAGGGCCCCAGUUGCUAGAAAUUGGUUAUUUCAGUGUUACUGUUUCAUUUCUCAACAGUGGUUUUAUUAUUAUUAUUAUUAUUAUUAUUAUUAUUAUUAUUAUUAUUAAUAUUAUACUUGUGUACAUUUGUUCAAAUAGAGAAGUAUGAGUAAGGAUUUAUGGUUUAGGACCUGUAAAUUUGAAUACUUGUAUAUUUGUUUUUCUUUGUACAUACAACAUUUGUUGUUUUGUUUUGUACUCCAUGGAUAAAAUUCAGAUGUCCAUUAUAUAUAUUAUCAGUUUAAUGUAAACAUUAGACAAGGUUUUACUUGUUACUGUAUUAUAAUGAAGGAAAUUAUGGUUUUUAUUAUCUGUGAAAGUGUAUAGUUCUUUAUUUGUGUCGUUUUUCUGAUUGUACUUUAAGAGGAUUCUUCGAGCUUGUGCCUUGCAGUAUUCAAACCCUUGCACUUUAUGACAUGGGAAAAAGAGCACACUGCGUAGGGAGGUCACACAAGAUUGAUCUCCAGGACUUUUCCCUCCAAAUUAUAAUGGGGUUCAGUGUUAACUCAUCCACACAGAGAUCCACUGUAUGCCAGUGGUAUCACUGCUAGCAUUUCAGCCCCUUUAAAUUAGGACUGUGAAAUUACGCUUGCCCUAACACAUCAAUUCAGAGAGGAAUAACUGAAAGAGGAUCAACAGCAUGAAAUAGCAAAAGUUCAACAGCACACGUCUUGACAAAAUACUACCACUAUGUCAGUUGUUAAAUGCACAUUAUCAAAUGGUUUUCAGUACCUGUGGUUGUACAUGGAAUGCAGGAAUAUUGAAUCCUUUUAAUUAUAUUUUCAAGGAAUGUUCAUAGUCUGAACCUAAAAAUGAAUCAGAGGAAUGAAAGAGUGAGUGGAAAAUGUAAGCUGUGUCCUUCUGGUACAUAGAGCUUACUACACUGCUCAUCAAUGUAUGAACUAUAAAUAGGGAUAGACAAUUUAUGAAAGUCUCUUUUUAUAUGUACAAUAAAUUGUUGUUUUAACUUA